This is a messenger RNA of Lecanosticta acicola, 1078 nucleotides long. NCBI's taxonomy places the organism in Eukaryota, Fungi, Ascomycota, Dothideomycetes, Mycosphaerellales, Mycosphaerellaceae. The record is from the annotation of a GenBank genome assembly.
AUGGCGGAACAUUCCACGGACGAUGUCGCUGGUCUGCUCAGCUUGUUCACUGCUAACCCUAGAAGCCUGGCUCUGGUUGCUGAUUAUUGUUCUCUCUGUACUUAUCUUUCGUUUUGUAACUUUCGAUACUGAUCUUGCAAUACAGAUGAUGUUCGUUUCGGGUGAAACAGGCGAUCCUUCACCCGAGACUACCAGCAUGAUUGAAAACAUCGUCCAGCAACAGGUCAUGGAAAUGCUCCGGCGGGCAACAGAACUAGCAGCCCGUCGAGGAGUCCGAACCAUCAGCACCGACGACCUCAUCUUUCUCAUCCGCCACGACAAAGCGAAAGUCAGUCGUCUACGCACAUUUCUAUCCUGGAAAGACGUCCGCAAAAGCGCCAAGGACAGCGACGACAAAGGCGGCGGCGGCGCAGACGCAGGCGGUGUUGACGAGUUCGAUCUCGCCGGCAACGAUCCCACUCUCGGAACAGGCCCGAGCGUCGGCACACGCAAUAGCAAGAACAAGAAAGCCAAAGUCGGACUUCCGUGGGAUGUCUCUUCUUUUUACAUUGAGCAGGUGCCCGAGCGCGAAGACGAAGAAGACGAAGAAGAGGAAGAAAUGAACGCGGCUACCCUGCAACGCCUCAAGCAAGCCGACGAACGAACCAAAGGCAUGAACGCAGAAGAAUACCUCCACUUCUCCGAAUGUCGCCAAGCAUCCUUCACCUUCCGCAAGGGCAAACGUUUCCGCGAAUGGGCGGGUUUCGGCGUCGUGACGGACAGUAAACCCAACGAUGACAUUGUGGACAUCCUCGGUUUCCUGACGUACGAAAUCGUCACCCUCCUGACGGAGGAGGCGCUGAAGGUGAAGGCGGCCGAGGACGCUCUGAAGCGGGAAAGCGGCGGGGAUGAAGAAAAGCGAGGGCGGAAGAGGCGACGGGAACCGGGCUUGUUCGACCCGCCCGAGGAGGCCAGGACGCCGGUGGGACGGAAACAUAUCCAGGAGGCGUUUCGACGCUUGCAGAUUCCCGAGAAGAAGAGUCGCUAUCUGCAUCAUGUCCCGCGGGGGAAUUUCCAGAGGCCGUUGAAGUUGAUUUGA